Megachile rotundata (alfalfa leafcutting bee) is the source of this 819-nucleotide messenger RNA. RefSeq names its product muscle-specific protein 20 transgelin (gene Mp20). Gene Ontology annotation, molecular function: actin filament binding. Gene Ontology annotation, biological process: actin filament organization. Lineage: Eukaryota; Metazoa; Arthropoda; Insecta; Hymenoptera; Megachilidae. Gene Ontology annotation, cellular component: actin cytoskeleton. The record is from RefSeq and is a predicted model, not a curated record.
UCUGUGAAACGUGUAUACACACGGGUCCAAUCGCAUUGGACAGCUCCGACGGAAGCGUGGGCCGUGUUCCCGCCAUCAUGCUGGGGGUAUAAGAGGGACCAAGCCACGGACCAAGCACUUCAGUCCUCUGAACGAAACAACACAAGGUACAAGGAUGGCUCUUGAACGUCAAGUGCGCGCCAAGAUCGCUGGAAAGCGUAACCCGGAACAGGAGAAGGAAGCCCAGGAAUGGAUCGAGACCAUUCUUGGAAAGAAGUUCCCUCCUGGUGAACUUUUUGAGGACGUCAUCAAGGACGGCCAGGUUCUGUGUCAUCUGAUGAACAAGAUCUCCCCUGGAUCGGUCCCUAAGAUCAAUACUACUGGUGGUCAAUUCAAAAUGAUGGAGAACAUCAACAUGUUCCAGAAAGCUCUGAAGGAGUACGGGGUGGACGACGUUGACGUGUUCCAAACGGUUGACCUAUGGGAGAAGAAAGACAUUGCGCAGGUGGUGGUGACCCUGUUUGCUUUGGGACGCACGACAUACAAGCACCCAGAAUGGAAGGGACCCUACCUAGGCCCGAAACCCGCAGACGAAUGCAAACGCGAGUUCACAGAAGAGCAAUUGCGUGCCGGUGAAUCGGUGAUCGGUCUACAAGCUGGCUCCAACAAGGGCGCCACUCAAUCCGGCCAGAGCAUCGGUGCCACCCGCAAGAUCCUCCUUGGAAAGUGAACCAUCGAUCCACUCCGUUAGACCCGAAAAUUGUGUAUUUUGUAUGUACAUGUAUAUACGUUAUGUAUUUAUUUUGUAUUUUCUAAUUAAACCAUCCAUACACACAUAUA